Synchiropus splendidus (mandarinfish) is the source of this 4221-nucleotide messenger RNA. It is a transcript of the gene chsy1, whose product is annotated as chondroitin sulfate synthase 1. Bases 445 to 2832 code for a protein of 795 amino acids. Lineage: Eukaryota; Metazoa; Chordata; Actinopteri; Syngnathiformes; Callionymidae. Gene Ontology annotation, cellular component: Golgi cisterna membrane. Gene Ontology annotation, molecular function: glucuronosyl-N-acetylgalactosaminyl-proteoglycan 4-beta-N-acetylgalactosaminyltransferase activity. The transcript is spliced from 3 exons. The record is from RefSeq and is a predicted model, not a curated record.
GCAGCCAGUCACAUCGCUGCUACGGAAGUUCGCUUGGUUCAAACCUCCUGUUAAACCUCUCUGACGGUCAGACCGAGGUGGAAUGGUCAGAUAAUGGCGAGGACGGACCCGUUGCUCGAGGCGGAGAAAAAAACCCAGCGUCUUUGCUGAUGGGCGUUGAACAUUGGCGGAAGGUCGACGGCGACGGACGAGUCGCAGAGCAGGAGGAGCGGCGGCAGAAGAGCGGCGGCUCAGACGCGUUCAGGUGGCGGCGGUGAUGCUACGUAGGCAGCUGAGAGAAAAGGGCUUCUCGAACCCGACGGAGCGCGCGUGAGCUCAGCUCAGCACAGCACUCACGGCACCGGCUCCCCUUUACUGUCAUUGAAAUCACUCGUUUUGCGCGGACGAGGAGCCUGUCGAGGUCUGCGCGCGGAGCCAGGACGAGCUGGUGAAGUUUUUUCGGGAAUGGCAGGUCGAAGCCGGAGAGCAUGGUUUAGCGUUUUGCUGGGGCUGGUGGUCGGGUUCACGCUGGCUUCCAGACUCAUCCUGCCGCGGGCCAGCGAGCUGAAGAAAGCCGGGCACAAGCGGAAGGCGAGCCCGUCCGCCUGCGGCUUGAGGAAGGAGUACGGCGCGGCGCUGUGGUCACCGCAGGAUAACGGUUCACCGGCGACCGAGAAGCCCGGCUCGCGGUCCAGCCGCUUCCUCUUCGUCGGAGUCAUGACUGCCCAGAAGUACCUGAACAACCGGGCCGUGGCGGCGCACAGGACGUGGGCUCAGACGAUACCUGGUCGUGUGGAGUUCUUCUCCAGCGAAGGCUCAGACACCAGCAUACCCAUUCCCAUCGUGGCUCUGCGGAAUGUGGAUGACUCCUACCCCCCACAGAAGAAGUCCUUUAUGAUGCUCAAGUACAUGCACGACCACUAUCUAGACAAGUACGAGUGGUUCAUGCGGGCCGAUGACGACGUCUACAUCAAGAGCGAGAAGCUGGAGAGCUUCCUGCGCAGCCUCAACAGCAGCGAGGCCAUCUUUCUGGGGCAGACGGGCAUGGGGGCCCGGGACGAGUUGGGCAAGCUGGCUCUGGAGCCAGGGGAGAACUUCUGUAUGGGAGGGCCUGGAGUCAUCAUGAGCCGGGAGGUCCUCCGAAGGAUGGUCCCGCACAUCCGGGAAUGUCUGCAGGAGAUGUACACCACGCACGAGGACGUGGAGGUCGGCCGCUGCGUCAGGAGGUUCGCCGGCGUUCAGUGCGUCUGGUCUUAUGAGAUGCAGCAGCUCUUCUAUGAAAACUACGAACCCAACAAGAAGGGCUACAUCCGGGACCUCCACAACAGCAAGAUCCACCGGGCGAUCACCCUGCACCCCAACAAGAACCCGCCCUACCAGUAUCGCCUGCACAGCUACAUGCUGAGCCGCAAGAUCGCGGACCUGCGACAUCGGACUGUGCAGCUGCACCGGGAGAUCGUGCAGAUGGGCCGCUACGGCGCGGCCGAGCCCAGCCGCGAGGACCUGCAGCUGGGCAUCCCGCCCUCGUUCAUGCGCUUCCAGCCGCAGCAGCGGGACGAGGUGCUGGAGUGGGAGUUCCUCACGGGCAAGUACCUGUUCUCCUCGUCGGACGGACAACCGCCUCGCCGUGGGAUGGACUCGUCCCAGAGGCAGGCCCUGGACGACAUCAUCAUGCAGGUGAUGGAAAUGAUCAACGCCAACGCCAAGACCCGGGGGAGAGUCAUCGACUUCAAAGAGAUCCAGUACGGCUAUCGGCGGGUCAACCCCCUCUACGGAGCCGAGUACGUGCUGGACCUGCUGCUGCUCUACAAGAAGCACAAGGGGAAGACCAUGACGGUGCCGGUGAGGAGGCACGCCUACCUGCAGCAGACCUUCAGCCAGAUCCAGUUCCGAGAGGAGGAGGAGAUGGACGCCCAGGCCCUGGCCAGCCACAUCAACAAGGACUCCGAUUCCCUCUCCUUCCUCUCCAACUCCCUGAAGAUGCUGGUGCCUUUCAAGCUGGCAGCUUCUGGUCAGGAUCUACGGGAACCCAAAGAGAAGAAGGUCAACAUCCUGGUGCCUCUGUCGGGACGCUACGACAUCUUUGUGCGCUUCAUGGCCAACUUCGAGAAGGUCUGUCUGAUCCCCAACCAGAACGUGAAGCUGCUCAUCCUGCUCUUCAGCACGGACAACAACACGGAGCGGGUCAAGCAGGUGGAGCUGAUGAGGGAGUACCACAUGAAAUACCCUCGCGCCGAGAUGGAGAUCAAGCCCGUCAACGGCGUCUUCUCCCGAGCCCUGGCGCUGGAGGUGGGCUCCUCGCACUUCACCAACGACUCCCUGCUCUUCUACUGCGACGUGGACCUGCUCUUCACCAGCGACUUCCUCAAGCGCUGCCGGGGCAACACGGCGCUCGGGGAGCAGACCUACUUCCCCAUCAUCUUCAGCCAGUAUGACCCCAAAGUGGUGUACGCCGGGAAAGUGCCCAGCAACAACCACUACGUCUUCACCUCCAAGACGGGCCUGUGGAGGAACUACGGCUUCGGCAUCGUCUGCGUCUACAAAGGCGACCUGCUGGGGGCCGGCGGCUUCGACACCUCCAUCCAGGGCUGGGGCUUGGAGGACGUGGACCUCUUCAACAAGUUCGUCCAGUCGGGGAUCCGCCUGUUCAGAAGCACGGACACGGGGAUCGUGCACGUGCACCACCCGGUGAUGUGCGACCCCAACCUGGAGGCCAAGCAGUACAAGAUGUGCUUGGGCUCCAAGGCCUCGUCGCACGGCUCCACGCAGCAGCUGGCCGAGCUCUGGCUGGAGAAGAACGACCACAGCUUCCGCAGACUGGAGGCCAACAACGGCUCGGUCAGAACAGCGUGAGCCAGGCCCGCCUCCCACUAGUGGCCUGCUCACUACCUUAUUUAUUUCUCAUGAAAUGGAGGACUGUCACGGAGGAGCCUGGAGGCAGGGGCCCUCGGUGAAGGACGCUCUCCUCCAGGCGCCGCGCGCUGCCUGGAACACAGCUGUUGCUCGUGAAUGUUUACAAAGACCCGGACUCCGUCGGUCACUUCCUCCCGACGACACUGUCGCCUGAUGAUCCGUUUCUGUGAACACAACUGCUGCAAUUCACCUUUUGCUGUCUAAUUUAUUGAAGGUGCAGAUGGUCCUCGACUCUCGAUUGUCGCCUCCUUUUUGGAAAGAUUGUAUCAGUGUAGCGUCGCCAGGCGCUCGUCGACUCGUCAUCACCAAAGAGUUUGCACAGUCAGGUGUGUGUGUGUGUGUGUGAGAGAGAGAGCGAGCGCGUGUGUGCGAGCGUGUGAGAGUCACAGACACGGGCCGGGCUGAAGCCUCUCGUGCUCUGCUGCGUCCUCCUGGACUGGGCUCUUCCGUCACUGUCGUCGCCGUCUGUUUUUAUCAAGUCCUUUUUACGCUGAAGCUCAAAAGUGUGGCGUGGCUGAGCCCGGUCUGUGACCCGUGCCUGCAGGUGGAGGGCCAAACGUGUCCCCCUCCCUCCUCCUCCUCCUCCUCCUCCAGCAGGAACCGUGUGUUGUAGCACUCCAGCAUCAUGAAGACUGAUGAGCAAAGGUUGUGAUGUCAUCCGUGUUUUUUUAAUUCUCCUUUUUUUUAAACUGUACUUGUUCUCUGAACUGAGUGGGGGAAGGUUUUCUAUUUAAAGACGAAUAAAUGGAGUUAAGAAUCUGCGGCUGGACGUUUCCCUUCCUUCUGUUCAUGUGAGUGACGUGAGGACACAUCACAACAGCCAGGGUUGCCCUCUGUAGGUGAUGGGCCAGGUCACAGGUCCAGGUCUCUGCAGCUGACUGGCUGCUAGUUUCACCCUCGUACGUUCUUCCCUGUUCACUGUGAUGGGCUGAUGAGGCUUCAUGAAACAGUGUGCUCAUUUUCUGAAGUCUCUAGGUGGUGCUCUGGGUUUAGAAAUUAUGUGAGAUGAUGUCCAUUGAAGCGGUUGUUUUAGAGCCGAGAGCGCCAUCUGGUGGCUUCUGAACAUCAGGACACUGUUUCAUGAAGCCUCACCAGUCCAUCACCACGUCAUCCUGAGCUGGGGGCCUCAGUCUAUACUGAGAUGCUGAGGGGCUGUGAAACAGACCGGAAAUAUGAAUAGGAUUCAGCAAGUGUCAAAGAAUAUCCUACAAAACGUAUUUAAUAAUACAGUACUUCCAAAUUCUAUAUUAAGUCACACGAUUGAUGGAUUAUAUCAGACUUGUCAUUCACUAAAAGAGGGGAAAAACACUUUUAAAUGAAGAUAAAUGG